Messenger RNA from Vicia faba (fava bean), 702 nucleotides. Lineage: Eukaryota; Viridiplantae; Streptophyta; Magnoliopsida; Fabales; Fabaceae. The record is from the annotation of a GenBank genome assembly.
AUGGAGAUUCAGCCAAGAAAAGAAACCCUUUCUCAAGUUAACAGAUUUCAGGUGGAUGAAAUGCAUGACAUUAACAUUAUUAAAUGGAGCAAGAAAAGAAAACUGCAGGGUUUUCAGUUGGAUUUGCUUAGACCGAAACAUAAAUGCUGGGUUGAGAGUGUUUCUUCUGAAGAUGAAUCAAUGAUUGAUGAUAGUCCGAUUUUAGAGAGUGCGAACAAUGAUGCGGUUAAUAGUAGAAUGGAUGCUGCGGACGUUGAUGAUAGAUCUGAACUCGAAUCGGCCAAAGACAGCAAUAGUCUUAUGGAAGACACUGAUACUUCAAUGUCUGUAAAUGAAGACGCCAAACUCGAGGCAGAUUGUGCGAAUACGUUCCUCUGUGCUAAUAGGCAUAGGCUGGGCUAUAGCGAAGAUGCAACGUUUAUUGAUAGCAAAUACAAUUCAUCCUAUGAUGAUUCUGAUACACAACCGAUGGAGAAAUAUGAGGAGCAUCUGCUGGGAUAUUCAGACAAUGUUAAAGAUAGCAAUGAUGAUCAAUUGGUAGAUAAGGAAUUUGAAGAUUUUCUUUUUUCUAAUGGCGUGAAUCCUGACAAGUAUGUUCUUUCAUCGAGAGUAUUGUUACUAAACCAAGAAGCUGAAUCGAGUGCGAGGGAACCGACAAUUGAUCAGGAAUUUGAGGAGUACUUUUCUGCACUUAUGAUCUAG